This is a messenger RNA of Magnolia sinica, 864 nucleotides long. RefSeq lists its product as uncharacterized. Lineage: Eukaryota; Viridiplantae; Streptophyta; Magnoliopsida; Magnoliales; Magnoliaceae. The transcript has 2 exons. The record is from RefSeq and is a predicted model, not a curated record. The coding region runs from base 61 to 672 and encodes 203 amino acids.
CUCCCCACCCCACCGCACCCACAUCAAUCAUUCAAUAGGCCCACUUAACCAAGGCAGGAGAUGAAGAGAGAGGGUCGCCAACAUGGGAUGGUAAGGACCCAAAUGAUCUUACCACCACCAUGGAAUUCAAAGCCCGGGCGCAAGGUGGUCAAUGAAUUCGAUUCACGUCCAACGGCCGGAUUGUACACAAAGGUGUCAUCGAAGCCAUCGAACCACUCUAAGUUCACUGGAAAAUGUGAGAGACCCAGGUGCAUGGGGUGCCACACACACCCAGCCUGUAAGUCUAGCCACAAGGCUAAGGGUUCGCGCAAGAUCAAAUCAUGUGAUGUGGCCACAAAUCAUCGGUUGAUCACAUGGCGGGUCGUAGACAAGGGAGUCGGAUUGAACUAUACCGGGACAUCGGCUAGCGGCGUUUUGAGCCAUCUAUCUGGGAAAUACUGGGAUGAAGUUGAUGAUGAAGUAGAAUAUGGCGAAGAAGGCGUCGUUGAAGAUGCAGAUGCUUUUGUGGAUGGGCCAGUAAUGGAAUGUAGCGAUGCGAAAUCAACGGAUGUGAUCGGACCAGGUGCAGUUGAAAUUGAAGAAGAAGGUGGUGAGAUGGACUUUUAUGCUGUUGGGUUUGUGUGGGAUUGUAUGGAUGAUGAUGGAGAUUGGUGUCUAGUGGGGGAGAUGUGAAUGUGGACAGUUAAAAUAACUGUUUAUGUUUGAUAAUAAGCUCUUAUUCAUCCAAUAUUUUCUUCUUCUUUUUUAUGUUAUUUUAAUUUCUUUGGCAUUAUGAUAGGAAAUUUUUCAUUCUGUUUAGAUCUUUAGGAAAAUUUGUAUUCAUUCACCAAAUAAAAAAUAGAAAUAUGAGUUUCCAGGAAAGUA